AUGAUCCUAAACACAAAACAAAGACUCUUUCAAAGGCUUCUCUUUUUUACACCCUUUAUCUUGCCCUGAUAUUGACGGAUUUCACCUUUCCAGAUUCAGCCUCUUUCUCUUUUGAAUAUUGAGAAUCUGAUGUGAAGAGACUUCUGAAAGUUGACAAGACUAACCCCUCAUACAGAUCAACUUCCAGUCGCAGAGAUGGAACCCUCACGUCCUCUAGACGGGAGCCAGGAACAACCCAAUCCUGAAAUCGAACAUCCUGUGGAAAGUAGUCCCCCUGAGCCAGUGGACCGCACUCAAACAGCCGGAGUCAAGAGACCUAGAGAGCAUGAGGAGGACGAGGAGGUCGAAGAAGUCCCCCGGCCUCGUGCUCCUAAUACCCCGGCUGUCGGAGCUCAGCAGGGGGAUCCAACUAGAGAGGAGGUACGUACUCACUGCAGUCUGGUGCAUCUAGGCAUCCUGCACGACCCCGGCCGACUCGGUUCACCAAGAUAGUGACAAUGCCUAAUGGCACAAACUUCCUUAUGUAUACCCCUGACAUUUUGUAUUUCAUCCGUCCCCAACCCGAACAUGCUAUAUCGGCUGUCCCUAGGCACAAGGCAGAUUGCUUGAUAUUUGGCAACGUCGUGAAUCACUACGAUGUUCUGCCUGUUCAGAUCUCAUCCCUGGUCGAAGGAUGGCGGGUGGAAGCCUGGAUGCGUCUGGACGGCCGUAUCACGGCAGAGGAUAUCAUUGACCGCGUUAUUCCGAAAUACAGAUCGC
Aspergillus ochraceoroseus IBT 24754 is the source of this 759-nucleotide messenger RNA. RefSeq lists its product as uncharacterized. The transcript has 4 exons. Bases 196 to 492 code for a protein of 98 amino acids. Lineage: Eukaryota; Fungi; Ascomycota; Eurotiomycetes; Eurotiales; Aspergillaceae. The record is from RefSeq and is a predicted model, not a curated record.